Messenger RNA from Lasiodiplodia theobromae, 1137 nucleotides. Its product is annotated as Thiol-specific monooxygenase. Bases 1 to 1137 code for a protein of 378 amino acids. The transcript is spliced from 3 exons. Gene Ontology annotation, molecular function: NADP binding; flavin adenine dinucleotide binding; N,N-dimethylaniline monooxygenase activity. The record is from RefSeq and is a predicted model, not a curated record. Lineage: Eukaryota; Fungi; Ascomycota; Dothideomycetes; Botryosphaeriales; Botryosphaeriaceae.
AUGAGCUACACCCAGGAGCCGUUUCCCAACAUCAUUUCGGAGCAGAGCCUCUCACGCUUUGGACCAGAUGCUCCAUUUCGUCAUCGCAAGGUGAUCAGAGACUGGGUAGAGAGCCUGUUUGUCCAGGCAGGCCACACAAAGCUCAUCGAAUUCAGCACGACAGUGGAGCUCGCCGAGAAGAGGGGAGAGGAAUGGAUCCUGACGCUACGGAAAGAAAUCCCAGGAAGAGACCGGGACAUCUGGUGGCAAGAGACGUUCGAUGCGCUGGUGGUUGCUUCGGGGCAUUAUUAUGUACCGUUCAUACCCACUAUUCCCGGGCUCAUUGAGUAUGAUCAACGAUUCCCGGGCCGCAUUCACCACAGCAAACACUACCGCUCUCCUGAGCUUUUCAGAGACAAACGCGUCGUAGUUGUCGGAGGGUCCAUCUCCGCGAUUGACGUUCUCCAAGAUAUCAAAGACGUCGUGAAGCAGCCAGUGUAUGCUUCGCUCAGACAGCCUCUUCCAACUGUCGGAUGGGUUCCCUUCACACACCCACGCAUCUCAAUCAAGAAAGAAAUCAUACGCUUUGAUCCUGAUUCAGGCCGCAUCUACUUCAAUGACGGUACGUCGUUGACGGAUGUCGAUCACAUUGUCUUCGCGACCGGAUACAACUUCACGCUACCUUUCUUGCCAAAUAUCAAGAUUCCCAACCGGCGCAUUCCUGGACUGUAUUUGCAUGUAUUCAGCAUCGCUGAUCCGACUCUCAUCUUCAUCGGUGCGGUCACUGGUGGCUUCACCUUCCGCGCAUUCGAGUACCAGGCUGUUGCUGCAGCACGCGUAUUGGCCGGGCGUGCAGCGUUGCCAUCAAAAGAAGCAAUGCUCCAAUGGGAGCGUGACCGCCUCAAGGAGCGUGGCGAGGGAAAGCCGUUCUACACGCUAGCGCCUGAUUGGGAAGCCUACUUUGAGGAUCUGCGUGCUAUCGCCGGUGACCCUGCGCCUGGCACGACCGGAAGAGUCCUGCCGAAGUUCGAUAAGCAGUGGUUGAAGACGUUUGAGGAAGUGCUCGGUAUCCGAUUGAAUUGGUGGAAGAGUGAGACUGAGAGGGCGGAGGCGGAGGCGAAGGGCAACGGCGAGGAGAGGCUCAAGGCGCGCUUGUAA